Diprion similis is the source of this 2643-nucleotide messenger RNA. RefSeq names its product protein MCM10 homolog (gene Mcm10). The record is from RefSeq and is a predicted model, not a curated record. Lineage: Eukaryota; Metazoa; Arthropoda; Insecta; Hymenoptera; Diprionidae. Gene Ontology annotation, biological process: DNA replication; DNA replication initiation. The transcript is spliced from 2 exons. Bases 291 to 2432 code for a protein of 713 amino acids. Gene Ontology annotation, molecular function: DNA replication origin binding; single-stranded DNA binding. Gene Ontology annotation, cellular component: replication fork protection complex; nucleus.
UCAUGACUGUUAUUUGUGACUUACCCGCCAAAAAGUAUGGCGUAAGACGAAUGUAAAGACAGACACGUGUCAGCAAAUUUAUAUAGGUGGUUUUGUGUGAUCAUUUUUGACAGAAAUCCACCGUAGUGAUAAGUGCAACUUGUGAUGCGUCAAAUAUAUUAAUAUAUUUUAUACGUAAUAAUGUCCACAUAAAUAUACAACUUCCUUGACGUUUGUCAUAGAUUCAUAAAUUUCUUUCUCUAAAAAUUAAUGUUUGGCAAUAAAACAAAGGUAAAAAACCUGUUCUGACCAUGGCAAGUGACAAUGAUUCUGACGUUGGAGAUUUGCUAGAAGAUCUAUUAGCAAAUGAUGAAACAGAAGAUGCAGAUUCAUCCAUCAAAAAUUCAAAGCUAACAGAAUCAAGCCUGAAUUUUUUAGAACAGGAAACUAAUAUUCCUAAUCCUCAUAGAUUUUCUACACCCAUUUGUAAAAAGACUAUAAUCCAUAAUGGUGAUACAGAUUCAUCUGACGAUGAGGAUAAACGCGAUUUUGAAAAUCAAAAUUACUCCAGCUCUGGUCGAGAGAUAAAGCACAUUUUAAAGAAUAAUGCAUCCGAAACAAACACCUCAUAUCCAAAAACAUUUAAAAAUACAUCAAGAUCUUUUACUAAAAAUCAUAGUACCGAGUUAUGUUGUCCACCUGAUCCCAUCAAGACUGAAUCAAAAGACAUAUAUUGCGACCCAAUAUUUGGAUUAAGAAUUAUAAAUCCUGUUGUAUCUUCAGCCUCUCUAAAGGAAAGAAUGACUGGUAGAACACCAGUCACAGUUUCUAAAAUCAAAUAUCACUUGAACACUGCAGAUCUUCAAAAUGACUGGGUAAUUGCUGGAGUACUUAUCAAUAAAUCUGGUACACGUAGUUCACAAAAAGGAAACCAGUACUGUAUCUGGAAAAUAAGCGACCUUUCGGAUGGUAUAAAGUCUGUAUCUUUAUUUUUAUUCGGUGAUGCCUACAAAUCAUUUUGGAAAACUAAUACUGGCAUGGUGAUUGGAGUUUUAAACCCGGGAGUACUGGAUAACAAAGAUGAAAAUAUAAAUGAGGCAACUUUAUCUGUUGAUAAUGGACAAAGAAUAAUGAUAUUGGGAGUGUCUAAAGACAUGGGAGUUUGUAAAUCAAAAAAGAAAAAUGGAGAACCCUGUACAAGUAUAGUAAACUUACAUAGAUGUGAAUAUUGCAUAUACCACGUUCAACAAGAAUAUAAUAAAUGCGCACGAAGAUCCGAUUUACAAUCGUCCAGUAAUAGCAGAGGUGUGACUACAAAAACCGCUCUGCAGAACAAGGUAUUGGGUAAAGGUGAGACCAUAUAUGGUGGACGUAGCUUUACAGCAGUUCCGGCUAAGCGAAAUUUUAAAAUGGUGGAAAAAGAUAGGGCUCGAUUGGAACUUCUCCAAAAUCCUACCCUAACCAGAACCAACUUGCAAUUGUCAAGUAAUAACAUAGAAAUGAAAAAGAAAGCAAGUUUGGUUGAAUUGACAAGUAAUCAGAUGAAGAAGGAUGCAAAUAGAUUAGCUAAGCUAAGGGGAUCACUACCUGAAAAUCAGCAAUCUUUACUUGGAACUUCCAUAUCUUCAUCAUCGAUUAUUUCAAACAGCAAAACUACUAUGGCUAGUUCUCCCCCUCAAAUCAAACCACAAUUAAGUUUAAAUAAAAAUUCACAUGUAAUGGCUGUUCCGCAAUUGGGAGUUGGACUGAUGGGGGGAAUGAUCGAUCUUUCUGAACCAAUAACCAAGAAAAAUACAGAUAUAGCUAAGAUGAACGCCAUCAAAUGGAUUCAGAGAAAUGGAGCUCUAAAAAAAAAUAAUCCGAACAAAGUUCGAAAAACUUUGGAUGAGAAGAUUGAGUUAAGGGGCACUAAGCGACAAAGAGAAAUUACUGAAGACACUGAUCAAGCUUCCAAAAAACCAACAUUAGUAAUGAACAGAUUUCAAGAGAUGAUGGCGGCAACAUCCAGGCACACCGACCUAAUUGAAAAGUCUGAUGAACAAGAGAAAGAAAAAUAUUUCAACAAAUUAGAAAUUAAAGAAAAAAUGGAAGACAAAAUGAUGAGUACAUAUUCAAUAGACUGCAAGGCUGUCAAAUGUCUCACCUGCAAAUACACUGCAUUUUCAGCUUCGGAUAUGUGUAAAGAUCAAAAGCACCCGUUGCGAGUUACUGAUGCUGUCAAGAGAUUUUUCAAAUGUGGAGACUGCAAAAAUAGAACAGUCACGUUAGAUAGAUUACCUUCUCACAGUUGUAAAAAUUGUCAAAGUUCGAACUGGAUUAGAGCUGCAAUGAUGGAUGAAAGAAAAGUUGAAAUCAGUGGGAAUACCUUAAGUAUCCGUGGAGGAGAGGAGAAGUUUAUAGGAUCAGUUGUGACAAACGGUUCUUUGAAUCUCUUGGUUCCUGAGUGCGACUGAAAUCAUGUAUAUAGGUAUGAAAUUUUUAUAAUGUAGUCUAUAAACACGUACAUGAGCCCUUUUUCCUUAUUUAAAUAUUGUUUUAUAAAUAACACAAAUAUUAUGCAAUGCACUAUAUGAGCGCAUUAUUAUGUUUACAUAACUUAUAAUAAUAAAUAAGUCAUAGGAUUUUAUGUAGACUGAAAACUUUACUGUAUUGUGAGUUGAUGAU